CUUUUCUGCCCUCUCUAUGCGUCAUGUAUUUAAAAAAAUGUGAUAAGUAAUUGGGGCAGAAUAAGGGUUUGGCAGCGAAUACUUUUUCCAAGUAAAUUCUGUUGCAUCCUUGAGUCACGUGCAUCCAAGCAACUCCUGGAGGAAUUACAUAAUGCAUGUUCCAGGUCUGAUGAGAGCUCAAGUCCAGCAAUUUCUGACAUUUCAAGUGUGCAGUUUGUCAACCUCUGCAGCAAGUCUGGGAAUGGUUGUGGGGGCUGCCGCCUGGCCCUGGAGCGGAUCCAUUUGGUGACUCCAUGGCAGCUGAGGUGAAAGUGACUGGGCAGAACCAGGAGCAGUUCCUGCUGCUGGCAAAAUCUGCCCGAGGAGCUGCCCUGGCCAGUCUCAUCCAUCAAGUACUGGAGGCCCCCGGCAUUUAUGUUUUUGGAGAGCUGCUUGACAUGCCCAAUGUUCGAGAGCUAGCUGACAGCGAGUUCUCCCCUGUCUUCCGCCUGCUCACAGUCUUUGCCUAUGGGACGUAUUCAGAUUACCUGGCAGAAGCUGGGAACCUGCCUCCCUUAACGGAGGCUCAGAAGAACAAACUGCGCCAUCUGUCUGUUGUCACGCUGGCUUCCAAGCUGAAGUGCAUCCCCUACUCAGUGUUACUGGAGCAACUCCAGCUGAAGAAUGUGCGCCAGUUAGAGGACUUAGUGAUAGAGGCAGUCUAUGCAGACGUCUUGCGGGGGAGCCUAGAUCAACGAAAUCAGCGGCUAGAGGUGGAUUACAGCAUUGGGCGGGACAUCCGCAGGGAGGAGCUCAGCACCAUCACCCGUACCCUUCAGGAAUGGUGUCAGGGUUGUGAGGUUGUCCUGUCAAGCAUUGAAGAACAAGUCAGCCGAGCCAAUCAGCACAAAGAGCAGCAGAUGGUUCUAAAGCAGCAGAUUGAGAGUGAGCAGGUAGCAAAUCUGAAGAAGACAAUAAAAGUGACGACAGCAGCAGCUGCUGCUGCAACAUCCCAGGAUUCAGAGCAGCAUCUGUCUGAACUCCGGGAGCCCGCUCAGGGUACCAACCAGCGCCAGGCCAGCAAAAAGGCUUCCAAGGGCAAAGGGCUCCGAGGCAGUGCAAAGAUCUGGUCUAAAUCGAACUAGCAGGAUUGUUGGCUGGGAAGGAUGAACAUGUGUCCUGUGUGUGGUGCUUUCUUCUCCAACCUGGAUUUCCUUUUGUGCAAUCUCCCUCCCCACCAUUUCUCUCUCUCUCUCUCUCUCUCUCUCAUUAUUCUUUUAUUUUCCAUUUUUCUUCUCUUCUGGUAUGUCACAUUACACUUUUUCUUUAUAUUGUUCUCCAGUGAUUCUUUUCAUAUUUUUCCUGUUUCAAUUAUCGCCAAAUUCUUUGCUUUGCCUUCGGUCUCUCCCUCCCUCCCAGUUCUCUUGGAUGCAUCUUAAAGAGCCAUAAAAUGACCUCUGUUUCAAUGACAUUUGCACCAACAGAGUCUUGUGGAAGCCUAGGUGGAAAUGAAUCUGGCACCUAGUAGCCAUUUUCGUUUUGUGAAUGGAUCCUGGGACAUCCGCACUGGGACACAGCUUAACAUCUCAGUUUCUUGCUUUGUUGGGAUCACUGGAGGAGGAGGGGCGUGUGUGAGUGUGUUGGGUGGAUUGUUUUUAAAAAUAGUACAGAUAUAUAAAGCAAUUAA
Messenger RNA from Pogona vitticeps (central bearded dragon), 1666 nucleotides. NCBI's taxonomy places the organism in Eukaryota, Metazoa, Chordata, Lepidosauria, Squamata, Agamidae. The record is from RefSeq and is a predicted model, not a curated record.